Messenger RNA from Helicoverpa zea (corn earworm), 2829 nucleotides. RefSeq lists its product as uncharacterized. Gene Ontology annotation, molecular function: protein binding. Lineage: Eukaryota; Metazoa; Arthropoda; Insecta; Lepidoptera; Noctuidae. The transcript is spliced from 8 exons. Bases 263 to 1927 code for a protein of 554 amino acids. The record is from RefSeq and is a predicted model, not a curated record.
CACUUGUUUUGAUUGAUUCUGUCAGGUGAAGUGAAGCUGGGGUCAGCUGAAUUUAUUCUGCUAUAUUAUUACUUUUUCUGCAUAAACAUACAAAGUUGUAAAGUUGUUUAUAUUAGAGUGCGCAAUAACAUUGUUCCUUUAGACUUUAGGCCCAUUCUCGAACUUAAGGCAAAUUACAACAUCUAUCUAUCAUCUAAUUUUAAGUUUGCAUUCUCGAUCAAAGCCUUAUUCAAGUUAUAGGUCGUAGAAGUAAAAGUGCAACAUGCAUGCAAUGGGCAUGGGCCCCGAGUUUUUCCAGUUUAUGAAGAAACUGGAAGAAAAUGGUGACAAGCUGGUAUCUACUACUCCCUCUGAGCCGUCACUCGAAUUUGAAUUUAAUAACUCAACUUGUCAUGUGUGCAAUGGGUAUUACGGGCCGAGUUUCGGGGAGCCAGUUUGUGUAACUUGCCACGCUUUCCUCUUCCCGGAUUUCCCGUCAUAUUUGCCUUCAUCAUACUUCUACAGUGAGAAGACAGAUGAUGGUGACUCAGGAAACGAUGAGCCUUCUGACUUGAACUAUAGUUCUGAACGUAAGAUCAACAGAGACAACAGAGCAUGCCCUGUACCCUCCUGGUGGUAUUACAAAAGCUCACUGGACAGUGAAACAAGUCCAGAAGAUGAAGCAAGCCGGGCUAGUAACUCAGGGGCAGGUGCAAGCAGCAGUGGCAAUUGCAGUGGCGUCGGCGGUAAUGGCGGGCCCAGCCGACAUGACGGGCCCAGCCGACACGACGGGCCUAGCAGGCCUGAUGGGCCCAGCCGACACGACGGGCCUAGCAGGCCUGAUGGGCCCAGCCGACACGACGGGCCCAGCAGGCCUGACGGACAAAGCCGGCCUGAUGGCCCUAGUCGGCCUGACGGGCCUAGUCGAUCUGAUGGCCCGAACCGCGCUGAUGUCCCAAGUCGUGAUCCCGGUCGCGGUGACGUGCUCGCUCGCGCAGAUGCUGCUAAUAUUCCAGUUGUGGCUGACACGUCGGCCCGUGCGGACGUGUCAAACCGUGCGGAAAGCGCCGGCCGUGGUGAUGCGCCGGCUAGAGACGACAGAGUCGGGUUAGGGCCUCCGCCCCACCCGCCUUGCCUCGCACGUUCGUUACAAGCGUUGUCGACGCCGAGGCCACCUGAUAAUCUUGCUCCGGGACUUGUGGAGCAGUUGCCAUCUGAAGUGUUGCUGUGCAUCUUCAGCUACCUAGACGACCUGUCUCUGUGUGCGUGCGCGUGCGUGUGUGCGCGGUGGUGGCGGCUCGUGCGAGCUCGCGUGGCGCCGCCGCGCUGGGCCGCCUUCACGAACCGCCGGUUUCCUCUCUACCGGCCUAUGCUCGCUAAUAUUGAUUGGCACAAGAAAUACCAAUGCCUGGUGGAGUCGUGUUUCUGCCGCAACUGCUUGGUACAGAUGUGUGUGCAGGCGCAGCCCGCCGGAGAAGAGAACGCUUGGCGCCGGAACAGACUCAGGAUUGAGCUUAAGAUGUUACGCAACGACCCCCCGGAAGGCAUAGCGGCGACCCCGCUGGACCCCAAGUGCUGCCACUGGCAGGCGAGCGUCACGGGACCCAUCGGCUCGCCCUACGAGGGCGGAGUCUUCUAUCUCUACAUACAGGUGCCCUACGCGUACCCAAUGAGUCCCCCAGUGGUCCGCUUCUUAACGCGCAUUCUGCACCCGAACAUCUCCCGUCACGGUGACGUGGGCAUCGACUCCGUACAUCACAACUGGUCUCUGGCUCUCACCAUCAGCAAAGUGCUCAUAUCUAUACAGAGCUUGCUGACGGAUCCUUAUACUGCGGUAUGCAUGGAGCCCGAGUUAGGCGAGAUGUACGUACGCGACCGGCAACGCUUCGAGGCUCUCGCUCGCAACUGGACGUGGCGGUACGCGAUGCACGACAUACUGUCUUAUUGAGUGACAACACUAAUGGAGGACAUAAUGAGUAGCAGAGAUGCCAUAACGGAAAAUCUCCUUAGAAAAUAGCGCGCCAAACAAAACGCGGGCGUGAUUCGGACGUGGAAUGUUACUGUCUCCGCUCUUACACAUCUUCUUUGGAACCCAACCAUUUUUGUAAGACCAAAAAUCUUGACAGAUUUCUUGAUGUACUCGAACACAUCGUUAGUUCACUCGUGAAUGAUUGUUUUGGUCAUGACCGUCGCGUUGUAUGUCAUCGACCUAGAAAGAGCUUGGCCUACUUGCAUUAUGGCAUCUCUGCUCACCUCUUUUCACCUCUGAUGUAUCGAGUCUCGGAGUGUCGAGACCAGUGAACAACGUUAUGCCUAUAAACUGCCGGAAAAUUAACAAACUUUAUCGCCUUUGUAGUAAUGGCUUCGAGAGAUAUGGUUGAAUUUGUGAUACAGGUGUCUGAGUCCAGUUUGUAACAAUGACAAGCUAUAAUUAUAUUGCCGGACUGAAAGGGCUUUGAUAAUAAACAUGGAUUAAAGUUACUCCAGGAAUAACCAUACAUUUUCAUAAGUAUAAAUUUGGAAUAACUUUAAACCAUGUUUAUACAAGGGGGAAUGAUUUUAAUUUAUUUUUAUAGAUAGUUCCAACUGCUCCUGCUCCUGGUGAAAUCAGGUGUUUAGGUUAGUGUAACGUUUUUACUUUUUCAUAAAGUCCAAUAUAUUCAUGUUUUUAUACUUUUAUGUACUAUCUAACCUAUAUUAGUUUUGUAAACAACACUCGAAAUGCAUGAGAUAAAAGACAAUUAUUAUAAAUAAAUACACAUCACAUUUAAUGUAGAACGGCUGUGUACUUCCAAAUAAAUGUUAUGGAAGACUAAAUUGUAUAAUGCAAUAAAAAUAUUAAAAUUAUGA